This is a messenger RNA of Cotesia congregata, 768 nucleotides long. The record is from the annotation of a GenBank genome assembly. NCBI's taxonomy places the organism in Eukaryota, Metazoa, Arthropoda, Insecta, Hymenoptera, Braconidae.
AUGCAGUUAUUUUAUCUUCUAACAUUACUGAUUUUUUAUCUUACUAUUGUUUCAACUGUGGAUAUAAAAAAAAAAGUAACAUACAAUACACCCGGCGUCACUGAUCGAUUGUUAAUUUUUCCAGGAACAAAAUGGUGUGGUCCUGGUAAUGUAGCACAAGACAAUUAUGAUUUAGGAUCUGAUAGAAAUGUGGACACGUGCUGCAGGGAUCAUGAUUUAUGUGAGCCAAAAAUUCGAAGUGGGGAAACGAAAUAUGGAAUUGUAAAUCACGGAAGCACAUCAAUAUUAAGUUGCACGUGUGAUGAGGUCUUCUCCAAUUGUCUGAAGGCUGUUAAUUCAUGGACAAGUCAAAUCAUUGAAAAUAUAUACUUCAGAUUGUUGGGUCGAACAAAAUGGUGUGGUCCAGGUGACAUCGCGUCGCAUAUUUAUGACCUGGGACGAUUUAACGACACAGAUAAAUGCUGCCGAAAUCACGAUUUGUGCCAGCCUAUUAUCCUGUCAAAACAAACGAGAUACGGAAUAGAAAACAAAGGACGCAUUGCUAUGUUGAGUUGUUCUUGUGACUCGGCCUUUUACAAGUGUCUCAAAGCAGUAAACUCAACAGUGAGUCGCAUUAUCGGAAACAGUUACUUUAAUUUACUGCACCGCAAGUGCUUCUACUUUGACGCAAAAAAAGAAACUCUCGAAUGGAUGAAAGUUCCCGAUUUUUCAGACAACUCGAUCAUCAAAUUCGUCUCUAAAUUCACUAGGAACCCUUUCAAGAAAAAC